GAUUUUAUCUCGCUUUCCUCCCCACAACAAAAAUACCACAACGGCCAGACCUUUGUAUCUCAAAUUUCUCAAUACAGCCACACAAUGUCGCACUCAAAUUCUACUCUUGAUCCUCUUCUUUUUCAAGAAAAGGAGCAGAACAAGAAGACUAACACCUCCUCACAAGAAAUUCCCUUUAUUAAGCAAGAGCAAGAAGAGGAAUAUAUGCACCACCCGCAUUCAAUGCACCUUAAUAACACGCCAGAUUCAAAACAUGAAGACGGUCAUGAGUCUGGUCCUUAUUCAUCUUUUUCUGCCGAGAAACACGGUAUCAGAAACAAUUCAAACCAUCUGCCUGAUCCGCAAGAAUAUCAGUAUUCGAGAGGACAGGAUUUAUCACUUGCGCAAUCUGGUUCCUUCAGAUCACCCGAAGAAUACGAUCAGUAUGUUGGAGAUCUGACUUCGCUGCAAAGAUAUCAGACUGGCCCUUCAGAUAUUUUCCAGUCUUCAUCGCCACAAGAAAGCUUACAGACUGGAGGCUCCGAGUCCUUUAGAAUUUACUUACCAUCAACAGGCUUGGAACCUGCAAGCUCUGACAUCAAUCGAUCUUCUGAUGAGUUUUAUUACCACACUGGAGAUUUACCUCAAGCCCGAACUUACCAAUAUCAGUUGACUCACGACCAAUCACCUGCCGGUCAAGUUCUUCCUAUCCGACAGUCUGAUAAUCAAAAUGUUGUUGAUAACGAAUACUACAGCAGCCAGGCCUACAACGACUCGCCAGCUUCUCAAGUUCCCGAGCCUGCUCUUGAUCUUGACGAAUACCCAGUAUUACAGCCAGGACUCAUCACCAUGAAUCCCCCCACACCACCUACAGCUCAAGAAAUCUGUUACUUGCAAUCAUGGAUUCCGAGAAAUCAACCAGAGAUCGAAAAGUUCUAUGCUGCUAGACCUGGACUGAGUCGACCUAUCUUUGGAGGCUCUUCAAAGCAGGAUCAAUUAGAUAUUGUCAUCAGACAAAUGUUAGUUGAGCAUGGAGCUAUCAGUGAUGAAAGAAAAAGUAUCCAUGAUCGAUAUGAUCAACUUGGCGCAAUUCUGAUCGGCCGAUUUCGAGCUAAGAAUCCGGAUCAUGCCUCCGAGCUCCAGCGCUAUGGGAAAUUUGCCUUCUCAUCACCUGCUAUCACUCAAGCUCUUCCAUAUCCUUAUAGGCUUCCUCCUUCAGGUAUUUUCAACCACUAUAACCAAUCUUCCGGAAACAAUUACGAGAAAAUGGGUAGUCCAGACGUAGAGGCAGUAAAGAAAUGGGGCGGGAUCAGAAAGCAAACCAACAACAAGGGUGUCUACCACGAAGUCCUGCACCGUAGACGUACAAUGCUUGGUGCCAAAUUCCACCCUGAGUCCAAAAGAUUAAUGGCCUUACCUUAUUCGACUGGUGAAACUUUGAGCGAUCGAGAUAUUCUCCAAUUAGCAAGACUGAGUCCAUACCAAAGACACUUACGCGCUUCAAAAUUCUUCAACGAGCGGGGAGAGUUUUACACUCGCCAUGUACGUUUCACGGAGAUGCCGGAUGAUUAUCUCAGACGCGAGGGAUUGUUGCGUUCGUGGAUUCCGAGAAAGGCGGGAGAUCGUCCCCGGAAUAGCAUAGAGCGUGCUGCGCGGGCGGCACAGUUGGGCUUGACGGGUGAUGAUAAGCUGAUUGCUGAUGCAGCAGCCGAGAGACUUCGUCGAGCUGCGUCUGAGAAAAACAUGAGAAAAUCAAAGGCAGCAUAACCAGGAAUAAUAACUGGCACUCUUACACUAUCUAUGCA
This is a messenger RNA of Botrytis cinerea B05.10, 1784 nucleotides long. RefSeq lists its product as hypothetical. Bases 85 to 1746 code for a protein of 553 amino acids. The record is from RefSeq and is a predicted model, not a curated record. Lineage: Eukaryota; Fungi; Ascomycota; Leotiomycetes; Helotiales; Sclerotiniaceae. The transcript has 3 exons.